UUUGAAUCGGAAACUUUCAUAUCUAGAAUUUUAUUUGUUCAUCAAUAGCCUCUAAACUGAGGGCUUCCCCUUCCAAGUUUCCACACAAGAAAAGAAAGGUCCCCUACUCCUCUCAUUCCUUGCUAGUCAAAGUCCACUCUAUUCUUUCACUUAUGAAAACCUCAACCAACCAAACAAACCUAAACCCAACAUACAUCAAUAAAUACCUCCUUUCAAAAUUCAAACUUUACACCUCUUUCAUAAACAAACUUAAAGUUUUUAUUAGUAAGCACAUAUCUAGUUUCAUUUCCAUCAACAAAAAUGAGCACUUUCUCUCUUCACCCAGCUCAACUCCUCCUCCUACUACCACUUGCUCUCCUCCUCCUUUCUCCACCCUUAACCACCGCCCAACAACCACCCGCCUUCACAUGUAGAACCCGAUCGACGUGCCGAGCUCUAGUAGGCUACAUCUCCCCCAACACCACUACAAUUGGGCACAUCCAAACUAUGUUCCAAAUCAGAACUCUCCGUACUCUCCUAGGAGUCAACAACCUCCCUCCCAAUACCCCACCAAAUCACACCGUCCUUGGUAACUCAACGGUCAGGAUCCCUUUCCCUUGCAUUUGCAACAAUGGUACAGGGAUCUCUAACCGUGUACCUUACUACACUGUAGUACAAGAUGAUGGUUUAUCUCAUAUAGCUGCUUCGGUCUUCUCAGGACUAGUGGAAUAUAAUCAAAUUGCUACUGUUAAUAAUAUCACAAAUGUCAACCUUAUUUUUGUGGGACAGAGGUUGUGGAUCCCACUUCCUUGUAGUUGUGAUGACGUGGAUGGACAACAGGUGGUUCACUAUGGACAUGUUGUGGCUUCUGGGAGUAAUGUCAGUCAGAUUGCGGCUGAUUUUGGUACUAGGUCGGAGACUUUGAUGAGGCUGAAUAAUAUGACUGAUCCUGAACAACUUAUUGCUGGUCAAGUGCUUGAUGUUCCUCUAAGAGCUUGUAAUUCAAGCUUGAGGAGCAGCUCCCCUGACUCCUCCAUGCUACUCUCUAAUGGCAGUUACGUUUACACUGCCAACAACUGCGUGAUGUGCAACUGUGAUGCGUCAAAUAACUAUACGCUGCAAUGUCGCCCAUCAGGACUAAGUGCAAUGAAUUGGCCUACAUGUCCUGCUAUGAGAUGUGAUGCUGCGAAUAUGUCACUUGGUAACUCGACUACAUCGAGCUGCAACCGCUCAACUUGUGCCUAUGUUGGCUACAACAGAGAAACCGUUCUCACAGACGUCAUUGAUGAAAAUACUUGUCUAGCCCCGGGAACGGAUGACAGUAACCAAGGUCCGGAGGUUCUUUGGAGAGGUUGGAGUUUGGCUAUUGUAUUGCUUUGUCUUCAGGUGAUCAUGUUCCAAAGAUUUCUAUGAUUCGUUUAUACUUGGACUUUUGUGUGUUGUUCUAGUACACUAGGAGUUAGUUUUUGUUUUUCUUUCUUAGUGUUUUUCUUUUUGGAAGGGGGGGAUUUAUGAAAGAGUUGUAAGUGAAUAAUUUUGUGGCAUUUGUAUGAGAAUUGUGUGGUUCAAUAUUGUUUUGUAAUGCAUCAGGUUUUUGGCUCGGGAGAUGCCCGUCUACUUAAA
Messenger RNA from Beta vulgaris subsp. vulgaris (sugar beet), 1602 nucleotides. Its product is annotated as lysM domain-containing GPI-anchored protein 2. The record is from RefSeq and is a predicted model, not a curated record. NCBI's taxonomy places the organism in Eukaryota, Viridiplantae, Streptophyta, Magnoliopsida, Caryophyllales, Amaranthaceae. The transcript has 4 exons. Bases 301 to 1392 code for a protein of 363 amino acids.